UUGCAGAGGCGGGAGAGAGAGUGAGAGAGAGAUCGAACAUACACACAUCAUCAAUGGCGUCUCUGCAACUCUGCGACGGCUAUCUCUUCUUCAAACCCUCUGUUUCUCCUCGGCUCCACUCUCAUCGUAUCUCUCAUCAUCGUCUUAUCACUAAGGCCUCCGCUUCUCCUCCUCCAUCAUCAUCGUCAUCAUCGUCGCCGUCUUCUUCUUCCUUAUCCUUGUCUUUCAGCCGGCGGGAGCUUUUGUACCAAUCUGCGGCAGUAUCACUCUCCCUUUCUUCCAUUGUCGGACCAGUAAAAGAAGCUAAAGCUGAUGAACAAUUAUCCGAAUGGGAAAGGGUGUUUCUCCCAAUCGAUCCCGGCGUUGUUCUUCUCGACAUUGCUUUCGUCCCCGACGAACCUAGCCGCGGGUUUUUAUUGGGAACGAGGCAGACUUUGUUAGAGACUAAAGACGGUGGAAACACUUGGAAUCCACGCUCGAUACCUUCAGCUGAAGAGGAAGAUUUCAAUUACAGAUUCAAUUCGAUUAGCUUUAAAGGUAAAGAAGGAUGGAUUAUAGGCAAGCCUGCUAUCUUGUUGUACACUGCUGAUGCUGGAGAGAAUUGGGAUAGGAUUCCUCUAAGUUCUCAGCUUCCUGGAGAUAUGGUGUUCAUAAAGGCGACAGACGAUAAGAGCGCAGAGAUGGUUACUGAUGAAGGUGCUAUUUAUGUUACUUCGAACAAGGGAUACAACUGGAAAGCUGCUAUUCAGGAAACUGUUUCAGCUACCUUGAACAGAACAGUAUCUAGUGGAAUCAGUGGUGCUAGUUACUACACGGGAACUUUCAGUGCUGUUAAUCGUUCACCAGAUGGAAGAUAUGUUGCUGUUUCGAGCCGUGGUAACUUCUUUCUAACAUGGGAGCCUGGGCAGCCUUACUGGCAACCACACAAUAGAGCUGUUGCCAGAAGAAUUCAAAACAUGGGAUGGAGAGCUGAUGGCGGUCUUUGGCUUCUUGUUCGAGGUGGAGGACUUUAUCUUAGCAAAGGCACUGGGAUAUCAGAGGAGUUUGACGAAGUUCCAGUACAGAGCCGAGGCUUUGGUAUUCUAGAUGUUGGGUAUCGCUCAGAGGAAGAAGCAUGGGCAGCAGGAGGCAGUGGAAUUCUACUGAGAACAAGAAAUGGAGGCAAGUCAUGGAACCGAGACAAAGCAGCUGAUAACAUCGCAGCUAACCUUUACGCGGUCAAAUUUGUGGAUGACAAGAAAGGGUUUGUGCUUGGCAACGAUGGAGUCUUACUCCGAUAUGUUGGAUGAGAGAAAUGCCAAAUAAGAAAGGUUAAUAAUUGAAAUGAUUUUGUUUCAAUCUUCUCUGUAAAGCCUUUUAACUGCGUUUUGAUACUACAAUACACUAUUGUAUACAUUUCCCCUUCAUAUAAAAUAUAUUAAAUCUUCUGAAAAAAAAA
This is a messenger RNA of Capsella rubella, 1438 nucleotides long. RefSeq names its product photosystem II stability/assembly factor HCF136, chloroplastic. Bases 54 to 1289 code for a protein of 411 amino acids. Gene Ontology annotation, molecular function: protein binding. The transcript has 8 exons. The record is from RefSeq and is a predicted model, not a curated record. Lineage: Eukaryota; Viridiplantae; Streptophyta; Magnoliopsida; Brassicales; Brassicaceae.